Molecule: messenger RNA, 1014 nt
Organism: Symbiodinium sp. CCMP2456
Lineage: Eukaryota; Dinophyceae; Suessiales; Symbiodiniaceae
Source: the annotation of a GenBank genome assembly
AUGUCGGCCACAGAUGAAAGUGGUGCAGAAGGUGCCAGUGCCUCCUUGGUGCCAGAAUUUGUGGUUGAUGGCCUCAGUGGAGUGUCUCAGGUAUGCUUUGUCAAAAAUUCAGGCUCGGCACUGCUCUUCCUGGUGGCGAUUCUGCUUGGCCUUCCAAGGGCUGCGCUAGUCUUAUCCAUCUUUGGCUGCCUCUCCUCGACAGGUGUCGCUGCAUGUUUGGGGUUAGAUAGAGACGCAAGGAAGGAAGGCAUGCUCGGCUACAACGGUGUCCUUGUCGGCUGUAGUUUUGCCGUAUUCAUCGAGAACUUCCUGUUGAGCCUGCUGCUAACGAUUUUCUGCGCUGGCAUUUCAGCAGUGGUUUUUGUUGGGAUAAGCAGGAUUCUGAAGCCGCAACUUACCUUGGCCUUCAACCUGGUGUCCCUGGUUACAAUAUGCUGCGUGCAUGUCUGGAUUGAACAGCAUGGUGGUAGUCAUCCGCAGGGACACGGUAAGGGUGUCUUCACUUGGAGAAGUGACUUCUCCAUGCUUGCUGGAAUGAACCUGCCUCUGGCGACCUUGAACGGAGUGGCACAGAUGUUUUUUGUCACCAGCGUAUACAGUGGCGUCCUCAUUACCUUGGGUAUUUAUCUGGCUAGCCCUUUUUCUGCACUAGCAUCCCUGAUUGGCUCCUGUGUCGGUGCACUUUGGGGUGUGGGAUGUGGCGGAAGAGCCUCUGAGAUUCAGGACGGUUUGUUCGGUUACAACGCUGCUUUGAUUGCACUGUGGAUCUCGCUCCGCUACCGGUCGCAAAGCUAUCGUUUGGUGAUCCUCUUGGCAAGUUGCGGAGCUUCCGCAGCAACUGCAGUCUAUGUCGGAUUGCGUGUAGUUGUGACAAUGUCCGGCGGCUAUUUUCCAGCGGCCUUGACGGUACCACUGGUGUCGGUCGCCCUGUGCUUUGUUGCAAUCGAGGAGCUCAGCGCCAUGGCGAAAAGCCUGCAAUCGCGAGAAUGUACAGAUACAAAUUUGGAACCAUAG